CCCAAGACCCAGCCCAAGAUCUCCGAGUCCCCAGUUCCUACAAGAUGGCGGAGGUGGAGAAAGCCGCGGCAGCUUCUCCUGGCACGGACACCAUUUUUGGCAAGAUCCUACGCGGCGAAAUACCUACAGACUUCAUUUACGAGGACGAGCAGUGUGUUGCUUUCCUGGACAUAACUCCCCAGGCUCCCGUGCACUUCCUGGUCAUCCCGCGCAAGCCACUCCCCACCCUCACUGAUGCCGGGGACGAGGACGAGCAGCUCCUUGGUCACAUGAUGUUGGUCGCCCGGAAAGUCGCCAAAGAGCAAGGCCUCAACAACGGCUUUCGAUUGGUCGUAAACAACGGCCGCGACGGAGCCCAGAGCGUCUACCACCUGCACAUCCACGUACUGGGCGGCAGGCAGAUGCAGUGGCCCCCAGGCUAGGCUUAAGGAGCGGGAAGCGGGUGUGAUUCUAGAGGAAUUGGCAGAAGUUGUUCAAGAUGAAUUUUGACGAUUUUUAUGUUUGUGUUGGGGUAUUUUUUGUUGUUUGUUGUUGAUUCUUACUUUUUUUUUAUCCUUAUAUCAAAAUACUCUGAGAGCAUUUUUCAAGAGUUAGUUAAGAAAAUGCUGAGAUGUCAUGCCAUGGAAAAAUGUUGUUAAAUGCCCAUAAGUAUCUUUUAAGUAUCGCGUAAUAGAAAGGAUUCAUGAAUUCAACUGUUUUGUUAACUUGAUCGACUUGGUUUAUUGAACAGAUUUAUUUUGUAAUUUUAUUUGUAAUUUAUUUGGUUUCUGGACACAAUUGUUUUCUAAUUCAUGUGGUUUCUGGACACAAUUGUUUUCUAAUUCAUGUGGUUUCUGGACACAAUUGUUUUCUAAUUCAUGUGGUUUCUGGACACAAUUGUUUUCUAAUUCAUGUGGUUUCUGGGCACAAUUGUUUUCUAAUUCAUUUGGUUUUUCGACACAAUUGUUUUCUAAUUCAUUUGGUUUCUGGGCACAAUUGUUU
Eriocheir sinensis (Chinese mitten crab) is the source of this 981-nucleotide messenger RNA. RefSeq names its product adenosine 5'-monophosphoramidase HINT2-like (gene HINT1). Gene Ontology annotation, molecular function: hydrolase activity. The transcript has 3 exons. Gene Ontology annotation, biological process: purine ribonucleotide catabolic process. Gene Ontology annotation, cellular component: nucleus; cytoplasm. Bases 45 to 422 code for a protein of 125 amino acids. Lineage: Eukaryota; Metazoa; Arthropoda; Malacostraca; Decapoda; Varunidae. The record is from RefSeq and is a predicted model, not a curated record.